Messenger RNA from Phascolarctos cinereus (koala), 2956 nucleotides. RefSeq names its product proteasome 26S subunit ubiquitin receptor, non-ATPase 2 (gene PSMD2). Lineage: Eukaryota; Metazoa; Chordata; Mammalia; Diprotodontia; Phascolarctidae. Gene Ontology annotation, molecular function: enzyme regulator activity. The record is from RefSeq and is a predicted model, not a curated record. Gene Ontology annotation, cellular component: proteasome storage granule; proteasome regulatory particle, base subcomplex; proteasome complex. Gene Ontology annotation, biological process: proteasome-mediated ubiquitin-dependent protein catabolic process; regulation of protein catabolic process.
GCGGCGGCGGCGGGGGGGAGGGGUGCGGCUGGAGCGGAGCGGAGCGCGCCAUGGAGCCGGGCGGCCGCAACAAGGCGGUGUUGCCGCCACCGCCGCCGCCGCCUCAGUCGCAGCCCCCUGCGGGCGGCACCGGUGCCACGGACGACAAGGCCGGCGGCAAGGAGCGUCGGGAGCUCAGCGACAAGGAGAAGGAGCAGGAGUUGUCUGAGGAAGACAAACAACUUCAGGAUGAACUGGAGAUGCUGGUGGAGCGGCUCGGGGAGAAGGACACAUCCCUCUACAGACCAGCCCUGGAGGAGCUGCGGAGGCAAAUCCGCUCUUCGACAACCUCCAUGACCUCGGUGCCAAAGCCUCUUAAAUUUCUGCGUCCACACUAUGGCAAGCUGAAGGAGAUCUAUGAGAACAUGAAGCCUGGGGAGAAUAAGCGCUUUGCAGCUGACAUCAUCUCUGUCCUGGCCAUGACCAUGAGUGGGGAGCGUGAAUGUCUGAAGUACCGACUAGUGGGUUCUCAGGAGGAGCUGGCCUCAUGGGGCCAUGAAUAUGUUCGGCAUCUGGCAGGCGAAGUAGCCAAGGAAUGGCAGGAGCUAGAUGAAGCCGAGAAGUCUCAGCGAGAGCCCCUGCUUACCCUGGUGAAGGAGAUCGUCCCUUACAACAUGGCCCACAAUGCAGAGCACGAGGCCUGCGACCUGCUCAUGGAGAUCGAGCAGAUGGACAUGCUGGAGAAGGACAUUGACGACAACGCCUACGCCAAAGUCUGUCUCUAUCUCACCAGCUGUGUGAGUUACGUGCCAGAGCCUGAGAACUCGGCCCUGCUCCGCUGUGCCCUGGGGGUCUUCCGAAAGUUCAGCCGCUUCCCCGAGGCCCUGCGCCUCGCCCUGAUGCUUAAUGACAUGGAACUGGUGGAAGACAUCUUCACCUCCUGCAAGGACGUAGUGGUUCAGAAGCAAAUGGCCUUUAUGCUGGGCCGGCACGGGGUUUUCUUGGAACUGAGUGAAGAUGUCGAGGAGUACGAGGAUCUGACUGAGAUCAUGUCCAAUGUGCAGCUCAAUAGCAACUUCUUGGCCUUGGCGAGGGAGCUCGACAUCAUGGAGCCCAAGGUGCCUGAUGACAUUUAUAAAACCCACCUUGAAAACAACAGGUUUGGGGGCAGCGGCUCCCAGGUGGACUCGGCUCGCAUGAAUCUGGCAGCCUCCUUUGUGAACGGCUUUGUCAACGCAGCCUUCGGCCAGGAUAAACUGCUCACAGAUGACGGUAACAAGUGGCUGUACAAGAACAAGGAUCACGGGAUGCUGAGUGCAGCUGCCUCCCUGGGCAUGAUCCUCCUUUGGGAUGUGGAUGGGGGCCUCACCCAGAUCGAUAAGUACCUCUACUCCUCCGAGGAUUAUAUUAAGUCAGGAGCACUUCUUGCCUGUGGCAUCGUGAACUCAGGAGUCCGAAAUGAGUGUGACCCAGCCUUAGCACUGCUCUCAGACUAUGUCUUACAUAACAGCAAUACCAUGCGGCUUGGCGCUAUCUUUGGCCUUGGCCUGGCCUAUGCUGGCUCAAAUCGUGAGGAUGUCCUAACUCUGCUGUUGCCGGUGAUGGGAGACUCCAAAUCCAGUAUGGAGGUGGCAGGUGUUACAGCUUUGGCCUGUGGCAUGAUUGCUGUGGGUUCCUGCAAUGGAGAUGUUACGUCCACCAUCUUGCAGACCAUCAUGGAAAAGUCCGAGACCGAACUCAAGGAUACUUAUGCCCGUUGGCUUCCCCUCGGACUAGGCCUCAACCACCUUGGCAAGGGUGAGGCCAUUGAAGCCAUCCUCGCAGCUCUGGAGGUCGUGUCUGAACCCUUCCGGAGUUUUGCCAAUACCUUGGUGGACGUGUGUGCCUAUGCAGGUUCAGGGAACGUGCUGAAAGUUCAGCAGCUGCUUCACAUCUGCAGUGAGCACUUUGACUCCAAGGACAAGGAGGAGGACAAGGACAAGAAGGAGAAGAAGGACAAAGACAAGAAAGAGGCCCCUGCCGACAUGGGGGCACACCAGGGAGUGGCCGUCUUGGGCAUUGCCCUUAUUGCCAUGGGGGAGGAAAUUGGGGCAGAGAUGGCUCUUCGGACCUUUGGUCACUUGCUUAGGUAUGGAGAGCCUACCCUGCGCCGGGCUGUACCUCUGGCACUGGCUCUGAUCUCAGUCUCCAACCCAAGGCUCAACAUCUUGGACACCUUAAGCAAAUUCUCCCAUGAUGCUGACCCCGAGGUGUCCUAUAACUCCAUAUUUGCCAUGGGCAUGGUGGGCAGUGGUACCAACAACGCUCGCCUGGCUGCCAUGCUGCGCCAGCUAGCCCAGUACCAUGCCAAAGACCCAAACAAUCUCUUCAUGGUGCGCUUGGCCCAGGGCUUGACACAUUUGGGGAAGGGCACUCUCACCCUGUGCCCCUACCACAGUGAUCGGCAGCUUAUGAGUCAGGUUGCUGUGGCCGGCCUGCUCACUGUGCUCGUCUCCUUCCUGGAUGUCCGCAACAUCAUUCUGGGCAAGUCCCACUAUGUGCUCUAUGGAUUGGUGGCUGCCAUGCAGCCCCGAAUGCUGGUGACCUUUGAUGAGGAACUCCGGCCGUUGCCAGUGUCUGUCCGUGUGGGCCAGGCAGUGGAUGUGGUGGGCCAGGCUGGGAAGCCCAAGACCAUCACAGGGUUCCAGACGCACACCACCCCAGUGUUGCUGGCUCACGGUGAACGGGCAGAGCUAGCCACCGAGGAGUUUUUGCCUGUCACUCCCAUCCUGGAGGGCUUCGUAAUCUUGAGGAAGAACCCCAGCUAUGAUCUCUGAGGGGCCCUGGGGGCCCUGAACUUUGACUUGAGUCUGGGGGACUGGGCAAUACCUCUGUUCAGGGGUGGCUCUCCAACAGCCCUUUGGGGGAAGCUGUCUCCUUCCAUUUUUUGUUACAGAAAGAGAUGACUAUGUUGAAUUAAAGACCCUUUGGCCCUCUG